Molecule: messenger RNA, 2307 nt
Organism: Nymphaea colorata (pocket water lily)
Lineage: Eukaryota; Viridiplantae; Streptophyta; Magnoliopsida; Nymphaeales; Nymphaeaceae
Product: CSC1-like protein At3g54510
Exons: 10
Coding region: 50-2137 (695 amino acids)
Cellular component (GO): plasma membrane
Molecular function (GO): calcium-activated cation channel activity
Source: RefSeq, a predicted model, not a curated record
GUACUCUCCUCCUCUCACUUGCUGCCCACUUCUCUCUCUCUGUGAACCCAUGGAUGCACAGAGCCUGUUGGCAUCUGCGUCGAUCAACAUCGGCCUUGUGUUCAUCAUCCUCGUACUGUUCUCCAUAUUCAAGAAGCAACCAGGGAAUGCUGUCGUAUAUCGCGCUCGGAUCAUGUCGAGGGACGAGGCGGCCUUCCCCGCCUGCUACCAGGAAGACGCCUUCUCGUUCCGCAGGUUUCUUCCUUCUUUCGAGUGGGUAGGGCGGGCGUUUCGGGUAACAGAGGACGAGUUGAUGAGGAACUGCGGCCUGGACGCCUUGGUGGUCAUUAGACUCUUCAAAUUUGGCAUAAAGCUUUUUGUGCCGUGUUCAGUAGUCGGAUUACUGGUGCUUGUGCCUGUUAAUUGCACAAGUCAAGAGAGAUCCUCCAGCAUCACCCUUUCAUAUUCGAUUGAUUCUUUUACCAUAUCGAAUAUUGGAAGAGGAUCUAAUAGGCUUUGGGUGCACUUUUCCUGCUUGUAUGUUGUGUCCUUAUAUGCUCUGUACCUUUUAUACCAGGAGUACAGAUCAUUGCUGAAAAGGCGGAUUCAGCAGCUUUACAUCAUUAAGCACAGGCCUGAUCUAUUCACCAUCCUUGUUCGUGGAGUGCCAUUUUGCAGUGAACACAAUGACCAUGGGUGUUCUGUGGAUCAUUUUUUCUCUAAACAUUAUCCUCAUGCAUACAAUUCAUACCAAGUGGUUUAUGAUGAACAAAAUUUUGAGGAGGUGACUGAGCUACCGGCUGCAUUUGUGUCAUUUAAUUCACGGCAAGGUGCUGCAUUGGCCUCACAAACACAGCAACAUGAAGAUCCACUUUUAUGGAUCACUGAACCAGCUCCAGAACCAAGAGAUGUGCUAUGGAAUAAUCUUGCUGUGCCAUAUGGCUAUUUGAUAGUCCACAGGCUUCUUGCUGUUGUAGUUGCUUCAGUUCUUACCAUAUUUUUUGCCAUUCCAGUAACUGCAGUUCAAGGGAUUGCACAAUUAGAGAACAUUAAGAAAUGGUUUCCACCAGCCCGAGCUAUACAAUUAAUACCUGGACUGAGCUCAAUUGUGACUGGGUGUCUUCCAAGUUUCAUACUCAACAGCUUCAUAUAUGCUGUUCCUUAUGCUAUGCUCGGAAUCUGUGGCCUACAAUGCUGUGUUUCGAGAAGCAAAAAAGAGAUGAAAACUUGCAGCAUGGUCUUCUAUUUCUUACUGGGAAAUGUGUUCUUUUUGAGCUUAUUGUCCGGGUCCUUACUAGAGCAAAUUGGAGAAUCAUUUGCUCACCCUAAGAGUUUUCCAAACCACCUUGCUACUGCUGUUUCUUCUCAGGCAGACUUCUUUAUAACAUACAUUCUGACUGAUGGGCUUUCUGGUUUCUCUCUGGAAAUUCUUCAGCUUUGUCUGCUUGUGUGGCAUUUUAUUCGUUCUGGUUCUUUUGGCCGAGAAACUCAGAAAGAACCUUAUCUCUACUCACUGCCUUAUUAUCGAGUUAUUCCAUCUGUUUGCAUUUGCAUAUUAAUUGGAAUGGUCUAUGCAGUCGUUGCUCCGUUUUUACUUCCAUUUCUAGUCGUCUAUUUACUCCUUGGUUACGUGGUUUACAUCAAUCAGAUACAGGAUGUAUAUCAAACAACUUACGAGACUUGUGGUCAGUAUUGGCCACAUAUUCACAAUUAUAUCGUCAUUGCCAUUGUUCUUAUGCAAGUCACAAUGAUUGGGCUUUUUGGGUUGAAGUCAAAGCCAACCGCAACGAUUUUAACAAUACCUCUUUUAGUGCUCACUCUAUUGUUCAACGAGUAUUGCAAAAUAUGCUUUCGUCCAACAUUUUACAGAUACUCAGUUCAGAAUGCUAUGGAGAAUGAUGAGCUUGAUGAGAAGGAAGGUACAAUGGAAGCCCACAAGGAGAUGGCAAUCAAAAGUUAUAGGCAGCCUUUUUUGAGAUGCACACAUUUGGAAUCAGCGGAUUCAAGUACCACAGAGCCAUUGGUCUCUUCAAAACGGAGUCUCAAAAAUGAUGCGAUAGAGAGUGAUGAGCCUGAUGAGAAGGGUGGGGCAGUGGAAGCGGCUCUUAGGGACAGUGGAAGCAGGCAGCAAUCGAGACUUGCGGACAGCCUUGUUUGAGAUCUGCACAUUUUUACCGGCAGAUUCAAGCACGACACGUCCACUGGCCUCUUCAACAUGAAGUCGAUAUUUUGUAGGCAAGUUUUUAUUUAUCUCAAAUUCACAUCAAUAUAUUGUGGGAACCCAGUUUAAGGGUGACAUAAUAAGUUGAGAAAUUUGGCUUACUGGCA